CUUGACUUUAAAUACCAAUUUCACCAUGAACCUAGCAAGAACAACACACAUUCAUAAUUAAAAAGAUGAAUUCUCUACCUUUAGGUCUUCAAUUCCAAGUAUGGAGGCUCAAUUAUGCAAUCCUCUCCUCAAUUAUGGGACUUCUUACCCGAUUUCACUAGAGCCUCCGAUGCCUGACCAUCGAUACGUCAGUGACCCUGACUCACCACCGCCUCCCAGGGAGUAUACUGAGGGGUUACUCGGAGUGGUGGCUUCACUCGAGGGCAUGGUUCUGCGGAGGGAGAUGAUGCUUUGUGCCUCCGGCGUUCAGGUCUCGCCUCUGCGGACUGGGCCAUCCGGGCCUUCUCGAGCAGCUAGGAGAGGAGUCUCAGCACGCAGCCGAGGCGGACGCAGAGCACCUAUCAGUCAGGAUGACAAGGAGUCUAGCGAGGAGGAGGAGUCAGCACAUCCUCAGUCUGAGACAUCUGCAGGUAGGGAUGAUGACUCAGGUUUCGGUUCGGAGGACGGAGGCGGCACCGAGGAGGCUUCCGAGGAUGGUGACUUCGAUUCAGAUGAUGGUGCCGGUGCCGGUGGCACGGAGGCUGCUCAACCGAAGAGGGCCUCUUGGUCUUGAGCUUGAUGGCACUGAUGCAGAUGUUCCUGUUUUAUUUUUCUUUUUACAUGCAGUUGUAGCUCAUUGUACAGCUUAGGCAACUUUAUUUUUCUUCUAA
Messenger RNA from Camellia sinensis, 710 nucleotides. The record is from RefSeq and is a predicted model, not a curated record. Lineage: Eukaryota; Viridiplantae; Streptophyta; Magnoliopsida; Ericales; Theaceae.